AUGAAUUCUCAUUAUGGUAGUUCAUCUUAUUUGGCAUCGUCUUCUUCUUUAGAUGAUGAUGAUGAUUAUUAUGAUGAUCUAGAAAAACAAGUGGUAUGUCAAAUUACUACUAACAACAAUUUUUGCAUCGCUCAACACCAAAAUAAUGAAGGGUCACACAGGGGCUCAAUUCCUUGUCAUAUAGUAGUCAACCGUGACCGAGAAAAUGCUGAUCGCAAUCUCUUCAACGACUAUUUUGCAGAGAACCCUCGAUUUUCUGCCUCGAUAGAUGGACUCGGUAAGCUUGGGUUAUCGGGUCUACAAAAAGUAACAGCUGUAUUUCGAAUGUUGGCAUAUGGUGUACCGGCAGAUGCUACCAAUGAGUACAUCAAAAUAGGAGAAUCUACUGCUUUGGAAAGUUUGAAACAAUUUUGUCGUGCUGUUGUCAAGGUUUUUGGAGCCCGCUAUCUCUGA
Molecule: messenger RNA, 453 nt
Organism: Humulus lupulus (European hop)
Lineage: Eukaryota; Viridiplantae; Streptophyta; Magnoliopsida; Rosales; Cannabaceae
Exons: 2
Coding region: 1-453 (150 amino acids)
Source: RefSeq, a predicted model, not a curated record